AUGUUUAAUGAACAACUCAAUCAUCAAUGGUCAUUAUUUAAACGUCUUCAUAAAAAACAAUAUGUGUCAAUAGAAGAACAGAUUAUUCGUCGAAGUAUUUGGGAAACUAAUCUAGCUAAAAUUCAUCAACAUAAUCUUGAAGUAGAUUUAGGCAUGCAUAGUUAUACAUUAGGAAUGAAUCAAUUUGGUGAUAUGACUCAUGAAGAAUUUAAAAAACAAAUGAAUAUAUUGAAAAUGUCUACUAACAAUGAAAAAAAUAAUUUCAAUCAUCGUUCAUUCUUCGCUCCUUCGAAUGUUAUUGUUCCAAAGGCUGUUGAUUGGCGUAAAGAAGGUUUUGUAACAUCAGUUAAAAAUCAAGGUGAAUGUGGUUCAUCUUGGGCUUUUUCAGCAGCUGGUUCACUUGAAGGUCAACAUUUUCAUCAAACUAAACAACUUAUUCCACUAUCUGCACAAAAUCUAAUUGAUUGUUCAAAUGAUUUUGGUAAUGCCGGUUGUAAUGGUGGUUUUAUAGAUUCAUCUUUUCAAUAUAUCAAAGUUAAUGGUGGUAUUGAUACUGAAGAAAGUUAUCCGUAUGAAGCACGUAAUGGUAAAUGUCGAUUCAAUCGGACAACUAUUGGUGCUAAUUCUACUGGUUUUCGUGAUAUUAAAUCUCAAGAUGAAGCUGCUCUUACAUAUGCUAUUGCUAUUAUUGGUCCUAUUUCUGUUUUUAUUGAUGCUUCACAUUCUUCAUUUCAAUUCUAUCGAUCAGGUGUUUAUGAUGAACCAACUUGUUCAUCAACAGCAGUUGAUCAUUGUGCUUUAGUUGUUGGUUUUAAUGCAACAGAUAGUCAACUUUAUUAUAUUGUCAAAAAUUCAUGGGGAACAUCAUGGGGUAUUGAUGGUUAUAUUUGGAUGAGUCGAAAUAAGAACAAUCAAUGUGGUAUUGCUACUAUGGCUAGUUAUCCUCUUGUUUAA
This is a messenger RNA of Rotaria sordida, 954 nucleotides long. NCBI's taxonomy places the organism in Eukaryota, Metazoa, Rotifera, Eurotatoria, Philodinida, Philodinidae. The record is from the annotation of a GenBank genome assembly.